Messenger RNA from Cryptomeria japonica (Japanese cedar), 756 nucleotides. RefSeq lists its product as uncharacterized. The transcript has a single exon. Gene Ontology annotation, molecular function: nucleic acid binding. The coding region runs from base 1 to 756 and encodes 251 amino acids. The record is from RefSeq and is a predicted model, not a curated record. NCBI's taxonomy places the organism in Eukaryota, Viridiplantae, Streptophyta, Pinopsida, Cupressales, Cupressaceae.
AUGGCCAACAAAACUUAUGUGGAGCUCCCUAAUUCUACCAAAAGCAAGAGUCUUCAUAUGGUUGACUCUGAAAAGCGCACCCUAACAGGGGAAAGACUACGCAGACUGGGCUUCUUGGGCCCGUUCAGAUGCAUAAUGUGCAAGAAGGCAGAGGAAUCCCUAGAUCACUUGCUUCUACAAUGUGAGAAAGCGCAAACGAUUUGGAGCUUCCUUUUAGGGAAGCUAGGAUGGAUGGCUCCUCUACCUAAUACAGUCCUUGACCUUUUCUCUAGCUGGAAUAUACCGAGCCGUAGAUCAGUCUUUUCUAGUUUAUGGAUAGUGGUGCCAUCCCUGGUAAUAUGGGAGAUUUGGAAGGAAAGAAACAGAAGACUAUUCCAAGAGAAAGAAAAGUCAAUGGAGAAUUUGCUAUUAAGAGUUGAACAAGCAAUAGUUGAAUCAGUCUCAGCGGCAGCCAAAAAUCAUAACCUGGCAAAACACCCCUAUACUAGUGAGGACAGAAUGAUUCAAACCAAUUCACCAUUUGUGAAUUGCCAACCCAUUAAUGGGUCUUUGAGGGUUAACCCCCCUUUAGAAAAAGAAGAGGUUAAAUGGGAACCGCCAUCUAAGGAGUGGAUAAAAAUAAACUUUGAUGGGGCGUCUAAGGGAAAUCUAAGAACCUCAAGAGUGGGAGUAGUCACAAGAAAUGAUAAAGGGGUCAUCCUUUUCAAGGGUGCAAGACGAUUGCAGGAUGGAACAAAUAAUGAAGCAGAGGCAUAG